This is a messenger RNA of Cryptomeria japonica (Japanese cedar), 936 nucleotides long. RefSeq names its product cysteine-rich receptor-like protein kinase 6. The record is from RefSeq and is a predicted model, not a curated record. Gene Ontology annotation, biological process: protein phosphorylation. Gene Ontology annotation, molecular function: protein kinase activity. NCBI's taxonomy places the organism in Eukaryota, Viridiplantae, Streptophyta, Pinopsida, Cupressales, Cupressaceae. The transcript has 3 exons. The coding region runs from base 149 to 670 and encodes 173 amino acids.
GUUGAAAAUUAUUCACAGAGAUAUUAAAGCAAACAACAUUCUACUUGAUGAGAAACUCAAUGCCAAGAUAGCCGACUUUGGCCUAGCUAGAUUAUUUGUUGGAGAUGAAACGCAUGUCGAUACAAAAGCUGCAGGCACAUAAGGUUACAUGGCUCCAGAGUACGCAAUGCAAGGGCAGCUGUCAGUUAAAGCUGACGUUCACAGUUUUGGAGUGCUUCUGCUUGAGAUCAUGAGCGGAAGGAAAAAUAGUGAUGUAAAUAUUCCCAACGAAAUGGAAAGCCUGUUAGAAUGGGCAUGGAGAGUAUACAAAAGAGAAUAUGCUUCGAAUUUUGUGGAUCCAACGGUAGCAGAAACAUGUCCAGAGGAGAAAUCGUUGAGAUAUAUCCAGGUUGGGCUUUUGUGCGUACAAGCGGAUGCGACCCUUCGUCCAGCUAUGUCGAAUGUUAUUGUGAUGAUAUCCAGCAGUUCGGUCACACUACCAGAUCCCAAAAAACCUGCUUUCAUAAACCUGAGCAAAAGCUAUGGCCCAAAAGCAGGAGUGAAGUUAAGCUCGGGAUCAGGGGUCCGGGUGGAGGAUUAUGAAACGGGGGCAUCUGGGACGACGACGUCAUCUGCAUCAGGCGUUGCGUCAGUAAAUGAUGCCUCCAUCACUCAAGUGAACCCUAGGUAGGCAGGUAGGGUUUACAAAUAGAUGGCUCUUUAUUAGCCUUAGAGUAUACCGACCCGUUAAGAGUCUGAGAGAGCAAAAUGUUGAAAUAUCGGUACAAUGGUAAAUUGUCAGUUGAAAUGCUGUUCUGUGACCUUCUCUUUCAAAUUCUGCAGUUCGAACUGCUCAUUAUAUUAUUUUAUUUAAUUUGUAUUUCACAUUGUUCAAUAAUUAAAAAAAAAAAAGUCAUCCUGUUGUAAGCGGUACCGUUUAUUAAUAGAAAUUAAUAU